AGGUAUGAAUGUGUGAGGACAAGGGUUUGUAGUGCUGGGGGUAAUAUGGACUAGAACUGAGUGCAUGGUAGGUCAGGUUGGAGUAGUUAUGAGAUUACUGGAAGAAUAGUGCAUAUAAGAACGAUGUAAUUAACUACAACACAAUGUAAGUAAGAGAAAGGCUCUGGCUGGUGCCCAACUGAGUAAUAGGAAAUGCUAUGAAGUGUAUGUGUCACAGGGCGAGGAAAACGAGCUUAAGGAGGAGUCAAAGGGAGCGGUUUAUACAACCGGGUGACCCCCUCCUGGUUUCCUGGCUUCUCUCUGGGGGAGGGAACCUUCAGGGAAUAGGGCAAAAAAGCACCUGGGUGUGUUAUCUUAGAGAGGGGAAGUCCCUGCAUGAGAACUGCUUGCUGCAAACUGACAGCUAGAGUCUGACUGCCGGCUAGAGACAGGGGGGACACCGGGGGAGUGAGAAGGGACGGGAAAGCCUGAGACAAGUGUGGGGAAAAAAGAAGAGGAGGGGUGUGAUCGCAUAAGACAAAGUACAAUGUGCAAGGAAAGCAACUGAGCUACAGAGUUAACUGCUAGAUGGAGGGGGCGUUUUGGGGCUGCAGAAGUUAAGGGGGGCUCUAGUUAAGGGAAGGCUCAAAUAGGUGCUAGACAGAGAAGUGGAGUGUCAUGCACAGGGACUGGAGAAAGAAAGAGAUAUGAUUGGGCAUAACCAAAGAGAUAGAGACUGUGGGAUUCAUAAUGUGCUGCAGGGGUCAGAAAGGCACAGGUGAGACAGGUGCAAUACAUGGGCACCUAUAUCCCUACAGAACUACAGGCAAAGGUAUUAGAACCCAGAGACAGGUAUAUUGAACUGCAAAUUUAUGUACAGUUAAAAAUGUAUUAGGUCAGAUAGACAGACAGACACAGGUAUCAGUAGAAUCUUAGGAAUCAGUACAGUAAGGUUCAGGCAUUCAAGCAGCAAAGAGGGACAGACAGAAAGCAGAGAGGUAGAGUUGGAGAGGCAUAAGCAAACACAGGCAGAGACUGACACAGGUAGGUAGAAAUAACCUACAGAAUGCAGUGGGGUGGAAAGCAGUAGAGCAAAGGAGAGGGAGGAGGAGUGAACUAGAUGCAAGAGGAGGGCAGCUGAGGGCAAAUACAGGAAGGGCAGAAACAGGACUGCUUGCCCUCUGCUUUGUGACCAUUAAAGCUGCUGUUGCUGCAUGGAGUGUCAAGAACACCCACUUUGAUCAAUGGGCACCCCUAAAAGCCCUUGUGGUGGGAGCAUGGAGGCAUCUCCUUUGGAUCUUAGCACCCGCAAAAAAAUGAAUUUAGCCAGUGUGGAUGCUGCACACAGCCCCCCGGGACUUCACUCAUGGACAGUAGAAGCUGGAGCGCUCAGCCUGAAAGUGGUGAAGCUGGAAAAAGUACAGUUACCAGCAGCAGAGGGCCCCAGAGAGUCAUCGGAGAAACUAGGAGCAUGCAAAGACCAAGCCAGCCUCCCCAUCCGAAAACGAAGGUACCACCCGCCUCUGGAGCAUGAGGGGCACUUGGUGAAACGGACAGAUAGGAGCUUAGAGUGGCCAAAGAGGUGCCAAACUCCGUGCAUGACCUUUCCAUUGCCAGACUAUUAUAAAGGUGCUUCAUAUUUGCCCUCAUCGUUACCCCUUUACGCUGUUCCUGCCCCUCCAUUACUCAACACACCUCUCCUAGGAAUUCUUCCUACCCAGCACCCUAAAUUGCUCCAUGCAGACACACAGCUCCAGGCUGACAUUGCUGCCGCCACUCGCCCGGAUGAGGAUGGAGACACAGCUCUGCACAUUGCUGUGGUUCAUGGAAACAUUUUGGCUGCUCAGAGGGUGAUAGCUUUCCUCCUCCAUGGAGCAAGACAUCUAGAUAUGCUGAACAAUCUCAGGCAGACCCCGCUUCACCUUGCGGUGAUCACAGAUCAGCCAGCCAUGGUCUCCCUCCUCUUGCAACAUGGAGCUACACCUCAGAUUCCAGACCGCAAUGGGCAGACUUGCGUUCACCUAGCCUGUGAAUAUGAGAGCAUGAGGUGCCUGGAAAUCCUACUGAGAGGAAGAAAAUGGGGCCUGGAAGCAACAAAUUACCAGGGUAUGACUGCUCUGCAUGUGGCUAUCAGUACUGGACAUGAGGACCUGGCACUCUGUUUACUGGAUAAUGGAGCAGAUGUGGAUACUGUGGACAUAAAGAGCGGCCGCAGUUCCUUGAUCCAAGCAGUGGAAGGUGGUUCUAUAGAACUGGUUUCUCUUCUCUUACAGAGGGGCGCCCAAGUCAAUGCGCAGACGUAUGCCGGUAACACAGCAUUGCAUGUGGCCAGUGGGCGAGGCCUGGUAGAGAUCACAAGGUUACUGCUGCGGAGCGGAGCUGAUGGCACCAUAAAGAACUGUCACAAUGAUACCGCUGUGACCGUGGCAAAGGAUAGAAUGAUUUCAGAUAUUGUGAGGGGCAAAUCUUCCUCCCCACGGGAUAUGAAGGAGAGAUUCAGGGGAGAAUUCAAAAACAGCGCUGUUUCCUCAUCUCCACAAAGAGCGACACCAGGAUAUAACCCUGCCAGAUCCCCGACAUGAGGAAGCCAUUCAUUCCCCUUUAUAUAUGAAAGACAUUCAAACCUGGAAAUGACUUGAUCUAUCCUUUGGUACCCCCCAUGCCAAGUACAAGAGGUUCCUGCACUGUGGAGAAUUAUGAUGGUUCAACAUCAAAAGUUUUCUGCUCUUUAAUGAUGGCAAAGACAAUAUUUGGGUUAGAGAACUGGGAAUCACAAAAAUACACAAAGAACCCUGUUCUCCUCUCCAUCCUGCUUUGAGUACCAUUGCUGAAACAGAAUAAUUCUUAUCUUAGGUCUUUAGCGCCCAGUUCAGCACUUAGAACUACUCCUAAGACCUGCAUCUGAAUUCCAAGGAUUUUUUGGUGACCCUUGAAUUUUCUUUGUGCCAGUGAUUCUACAUGUUUACCAAUUAAACCUCUCCACAAUUUUGCAUGGACACCAACUCCACUACUACAAAGUAACAUGAACCAAUAGCCAGAGCCUUGUAUUUUAUAUCCAAUUCAUGUUUUAAAAAAAAUAGAAACCUUCAGGUCUGCGUUGGGUGUGUCAGGUGACACAAUGAUUAUCAUUUAAAAAGUUAUUUAAUAUUUUUUGUCAUUAAUAAAUAUUUUUAUACUAAA
Molecule: messenger RNA, 3159 nt
Organism: Xenopus laevis (African clawed frog)
Lineage: Eukaryota; Metazoa; Chordata; Amphibia; Anura; Pipidae
Gene: bcl3.S
Product: BCL3, transcription coactivator S homeolog
Exons: 8
Coding region: 1224-2561 (445 amino acids)
Source: RefSeq, a predicted model, not a curated record